AUGGUUCGUAAUUAUAUUCGGAAAUCAAACAGACAAUCAUGGUUGGAAGAUGAUAUGAAAAUGGCUAUAUUAGCUGUGGUGGAAAGAAGUAUGAAUUAUGAUGCUGCGUCUAUUCGUUAUGAAGUUCUUCGUUUAACGUUACAGGAUCGAGUCAAAAAAGUUAAAGAAGGAAAAUUAAAUGUACAACAGUGUGGAUUAAAAAAUUUAGGACAUUAUCAAAAAGUAUUUUCAAUCGAAUAA
Molecule: messenger RNA, 240 nt
Organism: Macrosiphum euphorbiae (potato aphid)
Lineage: Eukaryota; Metazoa; Arthropoda; Insecta; Hemiptera; Aphididae
Source: the annotation of a GenBank genome assembly